Molecule: messenger RNA, 1723 nt
Organism: Rosa chinensis
Lineage: Eukaryota; Viridiplantae; Streptophyta; Magnoliopsida; Rosales; Rosaceae
Product: pentatricopeptide repeat-containing protein At4g02820, mitochondrial
Exons: 2
Coding region: 116-1642 (508 amino acids)
Cellular component (GO): mitochondrion
Molecular function (GO): protein binding
Source: RefSeq, a predicted model, not a curated record
AACUCCGCUACUCGCUCUUUUCUCCACGCCACGUGGAAAGAAACCCGAACCCGGCCCAUUGGUAACAAAAGCCCAAAUUAGCUGGACUACUUCAGGGGGAGAGGGGCACUGGGGUAUGAAUAAUGACAUGUUGCUAAGAAACCUGCGAAGCUCCAUCGCCGCCGUCCGCCGUUUCUCGGCGGUGGCGAGCACCGGAGCGACGAAGGAAUCGGGCGGUGGAAGAGACACGCUGGGAAGGAGACUUCUGGGCCUGGUGUAUGCAAAACGCAGCGCGGCGGUUACUAUAGGGAAAUGGAAAGAGGAAGGAGGCACAGUGCGGAAGUAUGAGCUUAAUCGAAUUGUUCGGGAGCUUCGUAAGCUCCGGCGUUAUAAGCACGCUCUUGAGAUAUGCGAAUGGAUGACUUUACAGAAAGAUGUCAAGCUACUGGCAGGUGAUUAUGCUGUUCAGUUGGAUUUGAUUGCAAAGGUUCGUGGUAUGAAUAGCGCAGAGAAGUUUUUCGAGGAUCUCCCUGAGCAGAUGAGAGACGGCACGACCUGUUCAGCUCUUCUGCAUACAUAUGUCCAGAAUAAAGAGGCUGCCAAAGCGGAAGCUCUGGUGGAGAAGAUGAAAGAGUGUGGUUUCGUGAAGAAUCCCCUUCCUUACAACCACAUGCUGUCUUUGUAUGUGUCCGAUGGGCAAUUAGACAAGAUUCCAGAAGUAAUUGGGGAGAUGAAGGUUCAUACUAAACCGGAUGUUGUCACUUACAAUCUAUGGUUAACAGUUUGUGCUUCGCAAAAUAAUGUUGAUAGUGCAGAAAGAGUGUUUCUUGAAUUGAAGAAGGCAAAGGUAAAUCCGGACUGGGUGACAUUUAGCACGCUAACAAACUUGUACAUCAAAAGUUCACUCAUUGAAAAAGCAGCAGCUACCUUGAAGGAGAUGGAGAAUAUGGCAUCUCGGAAGCAUCGAGUCGCAUAUUCAUCUCUCCUCAGCCUGCAUGCAAACAUUGGGGACAAGGCUGGUGUUCAGCGAGUUUGGAAGAAACUAAAAUCAUGUUUCCCCAAAAUGAAUGAUGCUGAGUAUACAUGUAUGAUAGCUUCGCUUGUGAAACUCAAGGAGAUUGAAGAAGCUGAGAAACUCUAUACUGAGUGGGAGUCUGUUUCUGGGACUCAUGAUCCUAGGGUCUCGAAUAUAAUUCUUGCAGCUUACAUCAACAGAAACCAAAUGGAUGUGGCUGAAACCUUCUGUAGUCGUAUGGUGCAAAAUAGCAUCACCCCCUGUUACAGUACUUGGGAGCUUCUUACGUGGGGCUAUUUGAAACAAAAGCAUACGAAAAAAGUGCUAGAGUAUUUUAAGAGAGCAGUUGGUAGUGUGAAAAAAUGGGAUCCUGACCAAAGAUUGAUUGCAGAAGUAUUUGGCCGGCUCAAUGAAGAAGGCAGUGUUGAAGAGGCAGAGGAACUAGUGGUUUUCCUUCGGAAUGCUGGUCAUGUGAGUACUGAGACAUAUAAUUCACUUCUACGAACUUAUGCUCAAGCUGGUACAAUGCCACUUUUGGUUGAAGAACGGAUGAAGAAGGACAAUGUUGAAUUGAAUAAGGAGACUCGCUCGCUUAUAAAAAGGAUCAACAAAAUUUGUGCGAGUGAAGUUCCUAGCCUAUGUUCUUAAACUGCAAUUACAAAAUGAAAUUUUGUUAUAAUUCAGCUGAGGAUUUCAGCAUCCAAGUUCUACCUUGUAGCCUUUAUUUCC